AUGGCGGCAACCGACUCAUCACACUCUCCCGCAGUCCUCACCAGCAAUCCGAAGCUCCUCCUCCCCUCCACCACCGACCCUCCCAGCGACACCAACCCGCCCACACAAAAGACAUGGCUCAUAUUCGGCGCGACGGGCCACAUCGGCCGCUCGCUGGUCAAAUGCGCUCUCAGCCACGGCGAUAAUGUCACGGCCGUGGGGCGCACGCAGGAGAACAGCAUGCAGCAGAUGCAGGGCUGGCAUGCGCGCUGCUUGGGCCUCCUCUGCGACGUCCGCGUGCGGGACACGGUGCGAGAGGUGAUUGAGAAGAGCGUGGAACACUGGGGCAAGAUCGACAUCAUCGUCAAGUAAGCGCGCGAAAGAAGGGGCGGGCGUCCUAUGGUCAUGCCCAAAAAACACCCCUUCUAACAUGCUUCAUCAAUACAGCUGCACGGGCUACGGCGUCAUCGGCUCCUGCGAAGACCAGGACGACUCGGAUCUCCGCUCGCAGUUCGAGACGAACUUCCUCGGAACCCUCCACAUCAUCCAGCUCUCGCUGCCGCACCUCCGUCGCCAGAAUUCCGGCCGCUACCUCAUCUUCUCCUCCACCAGCGGAGCCCUCGGCGUCCCCGGAUUGGGGCCCUACUGCGCGACCAAGUACGCCACCGAGGGCCUGAUCGAGAGCAUGCUCUACGAGGUAGACCAUUUCGGCAUCCGCGCGACCCUCGUCGAACCAGGCCAUAUGCGUCUGGACGAGCCGACGGGUCUAGAUGACAAAGCCCCCACCUCUUUCGUCAAUGAUGGCGAGGGCCAGGGGGUCAAUGGCGAGGAGAACGGGGUCAAGGUGAAGAAGUAUGGCCAUUUCCUGGUCAAGGCUCCUUCCGCGCCUUACGAGGCCGCUACUUCGCCGGCGGGACAUGCCAGGAGGAUCGUGCAGUGGCUUUCGGAUCGGCAGCCGACGAGUGCUAUGAAGUCUGCCGAGUUGGUUUGGCAGCUGGGGCAUUGUAAGUAUCCGCCUCUGAGAUUGCUCUUGGGCACAUAUGCGGUGGAGAGUGUGAGGGACCGGCUACGGAGUGUGAUCGAAGAGAUUGAAGAUUGGAAGCAUCUUCAUUUUCCUGUGCUGGAUGAGAAUGGCAAGGUGAGGGGUGAGAAAGCUGACGAGGACGGUAAUAACGACGUCAAGGCGGAAGACGACGCAAUGGAUAUCGAUGAGGCUGGAGCAGAUAUCAAAGAGGAGGAAGAUGAUCCUUGA
This is a messenger RNA of Lecanosticta acicola, 1231 nucleotides long. Lineage: Eukaryota; Fungi; Ascomycota; Dothideomycetes; Mycosphaerellales; Mycosphaerellaceae. The record is from the annotation of a GenBank genome assembly.